UUUAAAUGAGUAUUUGGUUUAAUUUUAGUUUUUUUUAAAAAUUUAAUUUUUGAUUAAAAUAAAAUAAUAUAUAUGUAUAUGUUUAAUUUUAUUUAUUAGAAUAAUUUAAGUUUUCAUUAUGAAAUAAAAAAAGCCCAGUUUUUUAGUUCAAGUCUAUACUAUAAAUUAGAAAAUAUUAUUUUUAUAUGUUUUAAAAUUUUUAAAAAUAAAUAGUAUGACUUUUGAAAAUAUAAAAUAUUAAGAUAGUUUUAAUUAAAAAUAAAAUUUGAAAAUUUAAAAAUAUAUAAUCCUAAAAUUGUGUGGUUCAUCAUGCAUAAUUAAAAAAAUAAAUUAAUUGCUUGCUAUAAUUAUUUAAUAAAAAUAUAAUCAUUAUUAAUAUUUAAUUUUAUUUACAGUUUGUUACUAAAAAUAAUUUAUUAUGAGGGAAAAAAAUUAAAUUUUGAAAUCAAGAUUUAUGAUGUAAUAAUUCCCAAAACAUGGUCGGUCAGAAGCUUAUCCCCCAACGCACAGUAAAUCCAAAAUACUCUGUUUCUCUAUCCAUGGCCACGGCUGUCUCUCUUUCCUUCUUGGAUUCCCGCCUUCACCACCACCACCACCACCACCGCAAUUGGCACCGCCACCAACCGCCGCCAUUUCUGUCUCACAGACAACCACCACCACCACCACCACCACGUCCUCUUGUCUUCUUCCCCAGCACCAGCCAUUACAAAUACAAGCUCACAUUUUCAUCAUCUUGCUCCGACUCUUCUUCUUCUUCUCCUUCUCCUUCAACAUCGUCAUCAUUUAGCCUCCAAGAUCCAUUUCCCACGGGACGGUUUCUCACGAACGAAGAGAUCCAGAAACUUCAGUUCCUCGAGAAUUUCGAUUAUUUUCAAGAACUGAAAUCUGGGUCGGUGUCUGUUCGCGUGAUGAAAUCCGAGGACAUGGACAAUGUGGUGGGCUUGUUGUCCGAGUCUUUCGCAGAGUCGCUGGUAUUGCCCACGGGUUACACGACACUGCUGCGGUUCUUGCUGAAGCAGUACUUGACAGAGCGGAGAAGUCUGAUGCCUCACACUGCGACGCUCAUCGGGUUCUAUAGAGAAGACGGGGAUCAAGAUUUGCAGUUGGCUGGCACUGUGGAGGUUUCUUUUGACAGAAGGGGUGCUAAUGCUUCUCCUCCUACGCCGACUGCUCCUAAGGACUCGCCAUAUGUUUGUAAUAUGGCCGUAAAGACGCUGCUAAGGAGGAGGGGCAUUGGUUGGAAUCUUCUGAAGGCAAGUGAGGAAUUAAUCUCCCAGAUGUGUUCCUCAAGAGAAGUUUAUUUGCACUGCAGAUUGAUUGAUGAAGCUCCACUCAACAUGUAUGCAAAAGCAGGUUAUAGCAUUGUGAAAACGGACAGCAUCUUGGUCCUUUUGAAAUUACGAAGACGCAAGCACUUGAUGCGCAAGGAACUUCCAGCGUUCAACUACUCUUCAGAAAAUUCCAAGCCUAAUGAGGAACUUCCUUCUUGAGCACAUACGAGAAGAUGAGAAAAUUUGGGCAAGUACAGGGAAGAAGCACUACAUUCCCCCCCCCCCCCUCCAGAAGCAUUGUAUGGUUGCUGCUGUUAAUUCUUGAUGUUUUCUUCUUCCGCCCUCUCAACAUCUCAAAUACACGUGAUUCACUGUUGUACAUUAACCAAAUCAUAGAAUACGUGUCAUACUUUUUUCACGUUCUAUUUUCUGCCUUCCCAGAAUUUCUCAAAAAGAAGCACUUGCAGAUUGUAAAAAUUUAAUAUCCAUACUUUCCGAAUUUCUUCUUGGGUUCUCCUUUCAGAACCUACCAUAAUCUGGUUCUGUUAGUACUUUUUCCCAAAUUUACUAUUGAAUAUGCUUGAUUUUUUCUCCCUUUUCAACAUAGCAUGGCGUGGGAGAUAAUUCUUUCUGCAGUAACUCGGCUCAACUCGGGAAUGGUAAAACAUGAUGUUUAGUACCUUUUUUAUUUUUUUACGAGUGA
Diospyros lotus (date-plum) is the source of this 1974-nucleotide messenger RNA. RefSeq lists its product as uncharacterized. Gene Ontology annotation, molecular function: acyltransferase activity, transferring groups other than amino-acyl groups. Bases 477 to 1490 code for a protein of 337 amino acids. NCBI's taxonomy places the organism in Eukaryota, Viridiplantae, Streptophyta, Magnoliopsida, Ericales, Ebenaceae. The record is from RefSeq and is a predicted model, not a curated record. The transcript is spliced from 2 exons.